This is a messenger RNA of Colletotrichum higginsianum IMI 349063, 198 nucleotides long. RefSeq lists its product as uncharacterized. Bases 1 to 198 code for a protein of 65 amino acids. NCBI's taxonomy places the organism in Eukaryota, Fungi, Ascomycota, Sordariomycetes, Glomerellales, Glomerellaceae. The transcript is spliced from 2 exons. The record is from RefSeq and is a predicted model, not a curated record.
AUGAAGUACUCCGUUUUCACUCUCUUCGCCGUCGCUGCCGCCUUCGUUGCUGCCGCUCCCACCAACAUGGCAGCCAAACGUCAGGCUCCCCCAAGCACAGUCCCCGUCAACGAGGCCGCCAUGACUGACGCCAACGGCAACAUCGUCCCCUUCAACACCGCCGGCGUCUACCAGGCCAACAAGGAGGCUGGACUUUAA